UCCCAUUGCGGGUAACCCCGGCGGUGGCAGCGGUGGCGGCGGCGGCAGCGGCGGCACCGCCUCCUCCUCACACUCCCGAGGUGGCGGGGUUAGAUGAGCGGUCCCAGUAGCGGCGAGGGCGGCGCAGGGGGGAGAAAGAGAAGACGGAGGAGGAGGAGGAGGACGCCGUCUUUGUAGUGCCCUGCUGCGGGAACGAGAGGCCGCUGCCAGAGCCGUCGUCGUUGGAAAAGGGCUGUGUGCGCGCGCGUGUCUGCUUGCCCGGCCCGCAGGGACGAGGCGGCGGUGGCGGCGGCGGCGGCGAGGAUGAUGAUGUGCUCUGCGACUGCCUCCCCCGCCGCCGCCUCCUCGGGGCCCGGCGGGGACGGAUUCUUCCCAGCCGCCACCAUCUCUUCCUCCUCGGCGCCGGGGGCGCUGUUCAUGCCGGUUCCCGAGGGCUCUGUGGCUGCGGCGGGGCUGGGGCUGGGUCUGCCGGCCGCGGACUCCCGGGGUCACUACCAGCUGCUGCUGUCAGGCCGGGCCCUGGCCGACCGCUAUCGGAGGAUUUACACAGCUGCGCUCAGUGACAGGGACCAGGGGGGCAGCAACGCUGGACACCCAGCCUCCAGGAAUAAGAAAAUUUUAAAUAAGAAGAAGUUGAAAAGAAAACAGAAGAGCAAAUCAAAAGUGAAGACAAGAAACAAGUCUGAAAACUUGGAGAAUACAGUAAUCAUACCAGAUAUCAAACUACAUAGCAAUCCUUCUGCUUUCAAUAUUUAUUGCAACGUACGCCAUUGUGUUCUGGAAUGGCAGAAAAAGGAAACAUCAUUGGCAGCUGCAUCCAAGAACUCUGUGCAGAGUGGAGAGUCAGAUAGUGAUGAAGAGGAGGAAUCCAAAGAGCCCCCUAUCAAGCUUCCAAAGAUCAUUGAAGUUGGACUUUGUGAAGUUUUUGAAUUGAUCAAGGAGACACGAUUUUCUCACCCAUCCCUAUGCCUCAGGAGUCUCCAGGCCCUGCUUAACGUACUUCAGGGUCAGCAGCCAGAAGGCCUUCAGUCAGAGCCACCUGAGGUCCUAGAGUCUCUCUUCCAGCUCCUUUUGGAAAUCACUGUUCGAAGUACGGGAAUGAAUGACAGCACAGGCCAGUCUCUGACAGCACUUUCCUGUGCUUGCCUCUUUAGUCUGGUGGCUUCUUGGGGAGAAACAGGAAGGACACUUCAGGCCAUCUCUGCUAUCCUCACCAAUAAUGGCAGCCACGCUUGCCAAACAAUACAGGUGCCAACUGAUACUAAAUUCCCUACAGAGAAGUGUACAGGCAGUGUUGGUGGGAAAAAUUCAAAUUCAGGGACUGGUUUAGCAAUGGCAUUAAGAAAGUCAGCUUUAAUGCAUAAGUGGCCAUUAAAAGAAAUAUCUGUUGAUGAAGAAUGAUCAAUGGUCUACUUCAAGAAUGAUGGAUUUUUUCUUUAUCUGUUAUGCAAUGGAUGGAUUAUACAAAAUAGGCUCUGGAUACAGUGGAACAGUUAGGGGCCAUAUAUAUAAUUCUACAUCUCGCAUCAGAAACA
Molecule: messenger RNA, 1535 nt
Organism: Mustela erminea (ermine)
Lineage: Eukaryota; Metazoa; Chordata; Mammalia; Carnivora; Mustelidae
Product: E3 ubiquitin-protein ligase MYCBP2-like
Exons: 7
Coding region: 304-1401 (365 amino acids)
Cellular component (GO): nucleus
Source: RefSeq, a predicted model, not a curated record